AGGUCCGCCAUUCGCGCAUACGUUAACUCCUAAGGAUCGCGCAAUUUUCCAGCUAUGAAGUUUGCCCUCGCCCUGUGCCUCCUGCUGGCCGCCAGCUGCAGCGCUAUGCUGCCCAAGCACCCAGCGGAUCUUGCGUCCAUGCUGUCCCAUCAGCAGUUCGCCAUGAGCCGCAUGAUCUCCACCUUCGACACACGUGCCGAUGACUCACUAUUGGUCAACGACUGCUUCAACAGCUACCUGGACGACCAGAGGGAAGUCAUCGUCAACUACAAUCAGAGGUACAACGGAUGCAUUAACACCGCCCAGGCCUCCAGGGACAUCGUGACAGCCGAGAGUGCCUCAGAGCGCCAGAACCUCCAGGAUCGCACCAACGCCAUGUGCACGGGCCUCACCAGCUGCGACGAACUAGUCGACGGCUUGAAGUUCUUCGAGUGCUACCGCGAUUCCUCCUCCGACAGCUACAAGACCACGUUCACCCUGAACAGUGACUCCAACCUGGACUUCAACCGCAUCAGCGCCAGUUACAGCGUGAUCGAGACUGACCUGACCGACUGCGUGGACACCGCCCGUGUGGACUAUGCCCACGAUAUGGAUACUUGCGAUGAGCAGCUCACGGUUUGCUUAGCCGGCGGAGUGGUGCCCACUGAUGCUCCAGUGACGAAUGCCCCCUCUACCGCUGCUCCAUUGACGGAUGCCCCCUCCACCGCUGCUCCAGUGACGGAUGCCCCCUCGACCGCUGCUCCAGUGACGGAUGCCCCCUCCACCGCUGCUCCAGUGACGGAUGCCCCCUCGACCGCUGCUCCAGUGACGGAUGCCCCCUCGACCGCUGCUCCAGUGACGGAUGCCCCCUCGACCGCUGCUCCAGUGACGGAUGCCCCCUCUACCGCUGCUCCCAUAACUGAUGCCCCAUCCACCGCUGCGCCAGUGACGGAUGCCCCCUCUACCGCUGCUCCCAUAACUGAUGCCCCAUCCACCGAUGAGACGGAAGCUCCAAUCAGCACCGUCGUUCCCACUAACGUUCCAGUCACCGAAGAGUCCCCGAACGCACCGGAGGAGGAUCUCAGCAGGGCCUUGCCCAAGGCUCACCAGGGAGCUUGGAGCCUCUUUAAGCGCUUCUUCUAGGGUUGUGAUCUGCUCCAUCGAGGCAUAAUUAAUGAAUUGUGCCCAUGAGAAAACUGAAGGCAGAAAAAAGGCCUAAAUAAAGCACUUGCUCAAAAUGUA
Molecule: messenger RNA, 1221 nt
Organism: Drosophila obscura
Lineage: Eukaryota; Metazoa; Arthropoda; Insecta; Diptera; Drosophilidae
Product: cell wall protein RTB1
Exons: 2
Coding region: 55-1122 (355 amino acids)
Biological process (GO): negative regulation of protein sumoylation
Molecular function (GO): calcium ion binding
Source: RefSeq, a predicted model, not a curated record